AUGUCUGAAGAGCUGCAUCCAGCGCGGCCGAUUCUGCUGGCCGUGUGGAAUUUCUCGUCGUCGUGGUUCCUGGCCCCCCAGGGCGUGGCCAUCAUCGCCGUCAUCCUGCACCAGCUUCACUACCAAUUCGACGCGCUCCCCGUCCUCGCCAAAAUCGUCUGGAUCUACGCAAUUGUGCUUUUCAUUCUAAGCCUCAUAAUCUACAUCACCCGGGCAAUCCUCUACCCAAAACACGUCCUCCACCAGAUCCGCACCAGCGUCGUCGAAGCCUCCUGCCUCUCCAGCAUCCCCAUCGCCUUCACCUCCAUAAUCGACAUGAUCUCCCUGCAAUACACCGGCUCCGCCGACCUCGUCGCCUACAUCCUCUGGUGGAUCUCCACCGCCCUCUCCAUCACCAGCGUAAUCGGGGUCCCCUACCUGCAACUCAAAAUGCAGCCAUCCGGCCUCGAACACGUUCCCCCAUCCUUCCUCCUCCCCAUGAUCUCAAUCCUCACCUCCGCCGCAGGAGGGGGCACAAUCGCCGAGAACAGCAGUCUAAGCGCCCGCCUCCGUGUCCCCGCAAUCAUCAUCUCAUACAUGGAACUCGGCGCCGGGAUGGCGCUGACCAUCUGCGUCGACGCCUGCAUCAUGUACCACCACUUCGACCAGCUCUCCCCGGUGCGGGAUAACGCAUACCAGGACAUGGUGUUGUGCGGACCAUUCGGGCAGGCGAGUUUCGCGCUGCACAUCCUAGGAAGCGCCGUCUCGCACAGCUUCGGGGAGUAUAACCGGGGCACGCUGCUUACGGAGCAAGCGGCGGUGCCGAUAUCGUUUGUGAGCCAGUUUGCGGGCGUCAUGGCGUGGGGCUUUUCGACGUUUUGGUGGCUGUUUGCGAUCCUGAGUAUUGUUUAUACCCUGCAUGUGCAGUCUGGCGGGUGGAGGAAUGUGGAGUUUUCGUUGAGGGCGUGGGCGUUGAUUUUUCCGUGGAUGGGCAAGGAGAUGGACUCGCCGGCGUUUAACGUGUGGUCGACGGCGCUGCUGCUGAUGCUGGUUGUGAUGUGGAUUGUGGUCAAUAUCUUCACCAUCAAGGGUAUUAUCACAGGCAAGAUCUUUGGGCUGGAGAGGGGGUGGAGAGUGCCAAAGAGCGAGGAGCAUUCUGUAUAG
Aspergillus puulaauensis is the source of this 1143-nucleotide messenger RNA. Its product is annotated as putative malic acid transport protein. The record is from RefSeq and is a predicted model, not a curated record. Gene Ontology annotation, cellular component: plasma membrane. The transcript has 2 exons. Bases 1 to 1143 code for a protein of 380 amino acids. Gene Ontology annotation, molecular function: sulfite transmembrane transporter activity. NCBI's taxonomy places the organism in Eukaryota, Fungi, Ascomycota, Eurotiomycetes, Eurotiales, Aspergillaceae. Gene Ontology annotation, biological process: sulfite transmembrane transport; transmembrane transport.